GUUAUUUCCAUUUAUUUACACAUUUUGUUUUGACGAUGUCGGAUGCGUAUGAGUUUGUGGCAAAGAGUAAAUUAAAACUUAAAAAUGAUAGCGAACACAAGAAAAAGAAAAAGAGUAAGCACAAACGCAAGGAGAAGGUAAAAGAGCGUGCAAAAGAAUCAUUACAAACAAGUGUAAACGAAUCUUUGGAAGAUAAAAUCACUAGCAGCAGUGCACCAAAGUUGACCAAGGCUGAACUAGCGUUCAAACAGCAGCAAGAAAAAAUGCGUAACAAACGAAUAAUGGAAAAGGCCUCCACCACACAUAAGGAACGAGUCGAAAAGUUUAAUGAGCAUCUGGAUUCUUUGACGGAGCAUUUCGAUAUACCAAAAGUUUCUUGGACAAAGUAGUGGAAUAUCUGUACCAUUUAUAUUGUUAAUUUAAGUGGAAUUAAUAAGCAAUCUGUAUUAAUUUUACAUAUGCAGGUAUACGUAUGUAUUUAUUUUAUUUAAGAGUUAAAUUAAAAUUCGUCAUGACAUAUAUGUAUUUUGCUAUUUAAAACAUCUUAAAUUUGCGCUAUUUAAGAACUACUUAUACAUUAAAACUUUCUUAUACACUAAACAAGUACGCGCUGUUGCGCCGAUUAUGGCUGUAAGCAUAUAUGUGCUCAUUGGAAUUACAUAUCACUUUGCUUAACACAAUUUGACUAUACCACACAAACUCUUACCAAAUGUUCAGCUUUUACUAAAUAAAAUUGAUUUAACAGUUUCCACGAGA
Ceratitis capitata (Mediterranean fruit fly) is the source of this 756-nucleotide messenger RNA. RefSeq names its product protein FAM32A-like. The record is from RefSeq and is a predicted model, not a curated record. Gene Ontology annotation, cellular component: nucleolus. NCBI's taxonomy places the organism in Eukaryota, Metazoa, Arthropoda, Insecta, Diptera, Tephritidae. The coding region runs from base 36 to 389 and encodes 117 amino acids. The transcript has 2 exons.